Messenger RNA from Peronospora belbahrii, 1155 nucleotides. NCBI's taxonomy places the organism in Eukaryota, Oomycota, Peronosporomycetes, Peronosporales, Peronosporaceae. The record is from the annotation of a GenBank genome assembly.
AUGCGUAUUCAUACGGGUACAAAACCAUACGCUUGUGAUUUUCAAGGUUGUUCACAGCGUUUUAAUACAUCGGGCAAUUUAAGUCGCCAUAAACGCAUUCAUAGCGGUGAGCGGCCCUAUCCGUGCUGUUUUGAGACGUGUGGCAAGCGAUUUAAUACAAGUACGAAGCUCAAACGUCAUAUGCGGAUUCAUUUUCCAGAUGAACAGAAUCUCUUUCGAUGUACGGAACAAACGUGUUCAUGGGCGUGUGAUAAUUACAAGGAUUACGUGCAACAUCAGAAAUUGCAUGGUAGUGUGACAGAAGGGGGUUUACAUAAUGUGCUGGACGAGAAUAAUAAUAUGAGUGCGACUAAUAGCAACGUUACAAGUAGAAAGAGCUUGAAGAAUAUGAAGUUUCUAGCCACGAUGCAGUCUGACACAGAGCCACGACAUGUUGAGUUUCCACAGCAAGUAGUACAACAUUCAAUUAUGAAUGAAGCUUUUUAUCAAGAUGAUCGGACUCGAAUAUAUGGAAAUGACUCGAAUGCACUAAUGAUGAUGCAGAAGGAGAUUCCACAACAAAGGGAAGAAAGUGAUUAUCGUCAGUUGCCGGGAACCUCGGUAUUGACAGCUAAGACGUUUUUGGACGAUCGGACAUCGUCUCAAGCUGUGCCACGACUUCCAUUCCCAACACGCGCUUUUCCGUCGGAGACGAUGGGAAUGCCGAAUAGUGGUCUGCUAGGCUCAUCUUUUCACCCACUGACCCACUUGUCUUCACACCGUUAUUAUGACUCGGCAACGUCGGCUGGCUCGGAUGAGAUGGCUACGUCGAGCAGCCCUAUGUACGCUUCAGCAGGUUCAAGUGCAUCUGCCCAGGUCUCAUACUCGUCAUAUGUUCGUGGUGGUGAAAGCAACGUGCAUGUGACCUCGUACCAGCCUACGACGACGACGACGACAUUUUUGAGCAAGUCAGACGAGCUGUACACGCAGUCAAUGCGACAAGAAGACUUAGACCGUCACUACGAGAGCUCAUCGCCGCACGAUGUGCGGCGACAAGAGUCUCGUCCGCAGCAGACUCAGGCUCAGGCACAGCCAGGCUAUGGAGGCAAUCCUGUGGCACCUGAGUUUACUGGUGAAGAGCUGAGUGCUGUGCUGGAGCUGAUGAAAGACUCUUGA